GCAAACCCGCUAUUUCGGAAAAUACAAACCAUAAAGGGGGUUGGCCUCAUAACACAGGAACUCGAGUCAGGAUGGAUGAGGCGGAGAAGUACCAGCAGAGGCUGCAGGCCAUCGCAGAGAAGAGGCGUCUCCAGGAAGAACAGGAACGAAUGAAGAGAGAGGUGGAGGACGAGAGGCUAAAGCUCCAACAGCUCAAGAGGAAGUCUCUGAGGGACCAGUGGUUGAUGGACACCCUUCCCUCCACCACGGAUGGCCCUGAGACCGACUCCCCUCUCCAGGGGCCACAGACCCAGGGAGAUGCGCCGCAGACAGGGGGUCCACGGUUAGCUGAAGAGGAGCUGAAAGAUUUGGCGGACGGAUGCAGCCAGACGCACACAGACGAGCACACACAGGGAGUGGAGACACCAGGAGGCCAUACCAAGCACCUGCAGGAAGGCUGGACACCAGAAGGUGUUGGAGGCCUGAGGACAGACCACCACACUCAGACGGCCUCCUUCAACAACGGACAAGAAGUGAGAUCAGUUCUGGGGGUCGUGGAGCUGCAGGUGGAGAGGGAUCUGAAGACAGGGGCCACGGUGAUCCUGUCUGUGGCCCCAGUGGCCCCUAAUCUGGCUGGGGCAGCGGGGGAGACGGUGUUUGACGACGGGCGCAGGAGCGUGCAGGCGGUGGGGGACACGGGGGCCCCGCCCGGCCCGGAGGAGCUGGGACAGAUCCUGGACGUCCUGACGGGGGCGGGGCUGCAGGCGCUGCUGGGAGACACCAAAAAGGGGGAGAGGUCAGAGGAGAGGGACAAUCAGGAAGCGAGGAGGGAGGAGGAAGAGGAGGUGCAGCAGGAGGUGCAACACACCUGUGCGGAGGAGAACGGGUUCGAGGUGGACACCGAUGUUGGCAGUGCAAGUACCCACAAUGCACUGCAGCAGGAAGUCACAGCCAGUCCCAGCGCCUCCCAGGAGAGGAGGGAGAGUCCCCAGGUGGGAGGGGCUGGUAAGGGGGGCAGGCACACAGAGGCUGAGGGGUGGGGGGGGCCCGUUACCAUGACGUUCCUGGGGUUUGCGGAGGUGGGGCCAGAGGAGGAGGGUGAGGUCAUACGUGCUGAGCGCGUGAUCAUAACGGAGGAGGGGGAUGAGCCACCACCAGGGGGCGCCGAAAAUCCAUCUGUCCCGCCCGCCCCCAUCGCCAACCCUACAGAGGAGUCCAGUACCAUCCCAGGCUGUGAAGCCAGCACCACACCCCAUUCAGAGCCCUGUCCUGUACAGGGGGAGGACACGCCCACUGCUGAGGGAGGGGCGGAGACUCUGGAGCCGACACCCUUCCGACAGAGCCAGGGCACGGAGGAGCAGCCUCCGGAAGAUUCCACGCUCAGGAACACGGGCGAGCCCUCCCAGCUCCCCCCGGGCACCAUGGCAACGGCUCCACCCCCGGGCAUCGCCCAGGAGGAGGGCGGGGCAGAAGCGGAGGCUCAGGACAUCUCAUUGGGCGGGACAGCCCAGGAGGAGGGGAGGGGCGUGUCCGAGCCGCAGGCCUCUAAACGUGUGGCAGGACAGCAGAUUCCCGCCACGCCUGCUGAACUCCAGCCCCUGGUGUCCGUCACGAAAGAGGCCCCCCUACCCAGCCCGGACGAGGGAGGGGACCCCCCCAAACACAAGUCCUGCCAGUGCUGCUCGGUCAUGUGACCGCCUGCCCAGCACAGACUCUCUCUCCCUCAGGCUUUUUCCCCUUUGAAAAGUCGAGCGGCACAAUCUGCUGCUUUAAGAAAAUCUGCAAUUCCUCCACCUUCAUCAGUCAUAAUCUCCUCUUCUCACUCCUUUUCUGUCUUCUCCCUCCAUCUCUCCUUCACUUUCUAACUCUGUCACCUCUAUUCUUGUCCUGCGUUAUUCUGUAACCACUGUAGUUCCAUGCUCUCUCCCUCCCCCAAUACAUUACAUUACAGCUAUUUAACUGACGCUUUUAUCUGAAGCAGCUUACAGUUGAUUAGACUAAGCCGGGGCCAAUCUGCGACCUCACAGAAAUCUGCCGGUGCCUGACACCCGUUGCGGAUGCUAAAAAGUGUCGGCUUGACGUCAAAAGUGUCUAAUUUGCAUCAUUUGCUUGCACAACACUUUGUUGCCAAAGCAUAAAUGAGCCUAGCAUAAGGGUUUCAGGAUCAGUGCUCAUGUCUCGUGGGCACUGGCCCUGGAGGCAGGGGUGUAAGUGGAUAACAAUGUAAGUCACUUUGGAUGAAACUGUCUGCUGAAUGACCAAACUGCAGUAAUUAUGCUACGAAGGAACAGCUCAGCAGAUCACAAACAUUCACCGCCUGGUCCUGCUGUGCUCCUGUUUAUACUUUUUAUAUAGCAAUUUUAUACUUUCAAGACAAAAUUGUAUUUUUGUCAUUCCUAAAAACCACAGAACCAACAAAUAAAAAAAGACCUGUUUUUCCUUCUUUUAAAUGUAAAAGCAUUUUAAAAUCAGCACACACAGCAGGCCUGGGCUGUGAUGAAUAGGAACUCCUCUGCUUUUCUCCAGGAUGUGCUCAACAGGAACUCCUGCAUGAAACAUCAGCCCUGUGGUUGUCACAGUGACAGAAUAAAACAUCUUCACUGCUGACCAUUUUAAGUGCAAGACUGUUACAAAGCCAGUGUUGCAAGGCAUCGACCAAUCACCUCGCUCCACUUGCUGUACGCAAUGAGGAAUCGCUGGCUGCUUCGUCGCUGCCAGGACAUUAAAGGCGUUUGUUUUUGUUUUUUCCUUCCGACUAGUUUUUUUUAUUUUCUCUGAAGUUGAAAUAGCUUUUUUGGUUGUAUCUUCUCUCUGGUGAAAAAACAUUUGUUUUUUUGAUGUUUUUGCACACAGUUACUCAAAUCUUGGGGAGACCUGAGUUUUUUCGAUUUUAAAGGUAUGAAUUAUUGUAACUUUCUCUUGUAUUAAUCUAGCUGGCUUUUGCCAAUCCCUAGAAUAACAGUAUUUCACUUUUUAAUAUAUAGCCUUCGAGUUACAGUAUGCAUAUAUUCUUUUUCUGUAAGCUUUUACAUUUUUUUUCCUCCACCGAAAGGAUUCAAUAAAAAAUCUGAUUUAAAAAUAUAUUUUAUACCCAAAUGUAUAUAUCAGUCAUUGGGAAGGUUACUGUACAGAAUUGAGGUUUUCUGAUUUUGUGAUUAAACGGGUGUAUGCUGAAUGUCAGUGUGCAUGUUCUGUGUAAUGAGGCCUCAGGCUCAAGCUCAGCAAUAGCAGUUGUUCGGUAGCCAUAUUUUAUUCGCCUAUAUUAAUUACACACGGAGCAAACCAAUGUCCACUUCACAGAUAAUGCUGUUCAAUUGUUGUUGAAAAUCAAUGGUUGACCAUAGUAAUAUAUAAUAUUCUCAUUAGCACGGCCAUAGCUUGGUCCCAUCAGCGUAUCAUUUGCUUACUCAAGGAAAUAAAAUGGCAAAAGUUGGCUCACUUCUCACAGUUAAAAGGGACAUUCACCCUUAUUGAUUUGCUCUUGAUAUUUUUUUUUAUAUGUCUAUUCUGACUAUGUAAGGCUAAGUGAUUGAUAUUGAUAAUUUAUAUUAUAGAGCUCUAUUCAUCUGAACAAGGAUUCAUGUUUCAACAAAGGAAGAGUCAUUCAAUAAAAACUAUUUUAUUAGAAA
Molecule: messenger RNA, 3608 nt
Organism: Conger conger (European conger)
Lineage: Eukaryota; Metazoa; Chordata; Actinopteri; Anguilliformes; Congridae
Product: paralemmin-1-like
Exons: 9
Coding region: 72-1673 (533 amino acids)
Biological process (GO): regulation of cell shape
Cellular component (GO): cytoplasm; membrane
Source: RefSeq, a predicted model, not a curated record